AUGGCCUCCCUCCCAGAAUUCUCUCGUAUUGUGCGAUUUGUGCCUAAGUCUAGUCCUUCACGGGUUCUUAUCGGCCAGCCGCUGCAGAAAGCCUUGGACGUUGGCGUCGCGAUACGCAGGGGCGAACCUGUCUUGGUGGACAUCUUCUCUGGCAUCUCGAUCCUGUCGCCAGGGAAAGCAACGGGCGUGAUCGAAAUUAUUGACCGCAUCCUAUCACCUUUGGCUCAGGAAGAAGUUGGAACCAUCAGAUGCAUUGGGUUGAAUUACAAACAGCACGCAGCUGAAGUGCAAAUGGACAUCCCCUCCACCCCUACAGUCUUCCUGAAGCCCGCUACAGCCAUCGGAGACCCUUGGCCUGCUCCAACAAUCCUACCUAAGCUCACGCAGCUCGAUGAUUGUGGCGAUUACGAGUCGGAGUUGGCAGUCAUCAUUGGCAAGACAGCCAAGAACGUCAGUGAGGCCGAAGCUCUUGACUACAUCCUGGGCUACACAGCUGCAAACGACAUAUCAAGCCGGACCUCUCAGCUGAACCAGUCGCAAUGGUCAUUCUCCAAGGGCUUCGAUGGAACAUGCCCUCUAGGUCCCGUCGUUGUUUCCACGUCUAUGAUUCCCGACAUAUCAACUCUUUGGCUUCGGGGAAUAAAGAACGGCAAGGUUCUUCAAGAUUGUGGCAUCAAUGAUCUUAUCUUCAGCGUUCCGAAGCUAGUUAGCUUUCUCUCGCAGAGCACUACCCUCCCCGCUGGUACUGUCAUCAUUACCGGAACCCCAGCUGGAGUUGGCUGGGGUCGGACACCUAAGGAGACACUGAGACAUGGUGAUGAGUUUGCAGUUGAGAUUUUGCCACACAUUGGAACGCUCUUUAAUGUCUUUGAGAAUGAAGAGUAG
Messenger RNA from Fusarium keratoplasticum, 885 nucleotides. RefSeq lists its product as uncharacterized. Bases 1 to 885 code for a protein of 294 amino acids. The transcript is spliced from 6 exons. Gene Ontology annotation, molecular function: acetylpyruvate hydrolase activity. NCBI's taxonomy places the organism in Eukaryota, Fungi, Ascomycota, Sordariomycetes, Hypocreales, Nectriaceae. The record is from RefSeq and is a predicted model, not a curated record.